AUGUCGUCGUUCGCGCUUGGCUUGACCAAGACGGCGGUGGAGGGGACACUGAGCAGGGUAAAGUCGGCGAUAGAGGAGGAGGAUAAGCAGAGGGUUCGUGUGCAGGACGACCUGGUGUUCAUCACCGGAGAAUUCCAAAUGUUGCAAUCCUUCCUCAACGUUGCCAGUGCAGAGCGCGCCAACAACCCAGUGGUGCAAACAUGGGUGAGGCAGCUCCGUGGACUGGCCUUUGACGUCGAGGACUGCGUCGAGUUCGUCAUCCACCUCGACAAACCGUCGCACUGGGACUGGGUGCGGCGCCUGACCUCGUCCCUCAUCUGCAUGGCAAGGCCGCCGCUGCUGCUAGACGUGGCGGUUGCCGAGAUAAAGCGGCUCAAGACCAGGGUGGAGGAUGUAAGCCAGAGGAACACACGCUACAACCUCAUUAGUGACUCCAACUCCACGGCGCAGGCGCUGAACCAUCAGCCGGCCGACACGCCCGGUACCGGCGCAUUCCACAUCCUAACCGAGGUGUGGGAGGACGCCGGUAAGCUGCGCACCACGGGGGAUCUCAAAAAGUUGAUCACCAGUGAAGGAAGUGACCUUCAAGUGAUCUCGCUGUGGCAUGGAAGUUGUAGUGAAGGCGGCGCUGCUGCUGAUCAUCAUCUUGGCUCCACGUACAUUGUCAAGGAGGCGUAUGAUGAUCCAGAAAUCCGCCAAGUAUUCACGAGCCGCUCCUGGGUCAAGCUGAUUAACCCUUUUAACCCCGAUCAGUUCCUCGAGAGCUUGCUGACUCAGUUCUACGCUAGCUCUCGUCAACCAAACAUAAGUGCUGGCUUCAGGAAAGAAAUGAAAGCAGCGGUGGCUAUGGAAAACGAUCAGCUGAUGCAGCAAGUCACCGAGCAGAGGUAUCUCGUCAUCCUGGAAGAUUUAUCUUCUGUACUAGAGUGGGAUGCUAUCAAAAUGUACCUGCCCGACAGUAGAAACGGCAGCCGAAUCAUUGUGUCCACGCAGCACUUAGGGCUUGCACGUUCAUGCACAGGAGAUCCGUACCAAGUAUUGCAGCUCACACGCUUUUCUCACGGUCAAUCUAUCUGCGCCUUUUCCAAGAAGGGUUCCAUGUGUCGCAGCGACAUAGGUGAGUUAAAUUGGCAUUUAAGGUGUCGUGGUGUGAUCUCCGUGUUGACGAGUUGUCUUGGAACUCCAAAUUAUAUUUGUCAAGUGUUCGAGGCCAUAAUGCUUAAGCGUGAAAUUUUCAACGAAGUGAGAUUUGAACACCACAGCUGGGUGGAGGUACCUAGUCCGUUCGAUAUGGAUGCCUUUGUUAUUCGGCUAUUUCUGGUUUUCCAAUCACGUAAUUUCCGAAUCAAGGAAAUUGAAGAAGUCAGUAUGAAAGGAGACCAAGGACUAAUUCAACAGUGUUGUAAGCAUCUCCAUGAAGAUGAUUGCCUUGUCGUUAUAAAUGGUCUCCAGUCCACGGAGCACUGGGACAUGAUAAAAGAAACCUUUUUAUCCAAGUCAACAAAAGGCACUAGUAUCAUUGUCAUUACAAAAGAAGAGAGUGUGGGUGCAUAUUGUGUAGAUCGUCAAGUGAAUCGAAUGUGCUAUAUCAAAGAAUUGGAAGCUGAUGAGGUCCGUCGUCGCUUCUUGAUGUCACGGGGUGGAAGUGGACUCAUGGAGGAUUUUUGUGGGGCUAACCUUUUCUAUGACCGAUUAGCAUUUGCACGUAGAUGGCUACAGUCAUUUCAGUUAUUUCAGCCAGAGACUGAAGGGAAACAUUGGGGUGACCUUCAUAAACUAUCAAGUAAAGCGGGCGUGGUUUCUGUAUGUGGGCGUUCUGGUGUUCAGAAAUCAACUGUCGUCGGAUGCAUUUACUACCAUGAACUUCUGGCGUGUGAGGACCCACAUAUUAUUCGUGGGCCAUUGUCUGUGAGACAUACAAUCUUCAGCUUUGUUGACGUGCCCUGUCCAUUCGAUUUGACAGAGUUCUCUUGGCGCUUGCUACUGGAUUCUUGCUCGAAUGAUCUUAAAGCGAAGGAAAAUGUAGUAGUUGGUCUGAUAAAAGGUACCCUAGACCCAAUUCAAGCGUGUUGUGAGUUGCUUCUUCAGCACAAAUGCUUGAUCGUUAUUGAUGGUCUGCGGUCCAAACAUGAUUGGGACAAAAUAAGAACCAUCUUAUCGCCCGUGUCGCCUGCUCAUAGCAGUUGUAUCAUUGUUACUACAAAUAAAAGAAGUGUUGCCAUGCAUUGUGUAGAUGAUGAGGAAGAUCGGUUGCUCAAAGUCAAACGUCCUGAGGGUACCAUGGCCGUUCCUCCCUUGUCAAUGGGUCCCAGUAAGGGUAGCCCUUUGUUGCUCAAAAAAAAAAGUAAGGGUAGCCCUUUGCACCUUGUUGGGCUUGGGCAGGAGUUUCGGAUCCUUGAAGGACUACUAUAUAAACAAGGUUACAGCGUAAUUUCCUUGUGGGGAAUUGCUGGUGUCGGGAAGUCAGCUAUGGCAAGAAAAAUUUAUGAUGGUCCUGAUAAUAGAUUGUGCAACAAGCCUGCUAAGAAGAGCUGGGUGGACGUGCCUCAUCCAUUCCACCUGACAGAAUUCUCACGGAACUUACUGUUAGGUUUUCAUUCAGAGGAUCUUCAAGCCAAAGAAACUGCAGCAUUUGGUAUCAUGGAAGGCCAUGACACGAUUGAAGCAUGCUGUCAGUUUCUUCAGGAAAAUGAGUGCCUAGUUUUUAUUGAUGGUCUAAGAUCCACACAUGAAUGGGACCAAAUAAAAGCCGCCUUCUUAUUCGAGCCUAGUGAAAAUAUUUUUGUUAUAAUUACAACUGAAUCAAGUGUCGCCAGACAUUGCGUAUCUCACAAAAGUAGAAUGCUCAAUGUCAAGGGUCUAAACUCGCAGGAUUCAUUUCGCCUCUUCAGAAAGAUUGCAUGGGGCGGUUUGAAACGAUCAAUUCCGGAGGAGAUGAAGUUUUCAGAAAUUACUGUGGCCAAGUGUGGCGGACUUCCCAAAGUAAUAACUGCUAUAGGUGAAUUCAUCACCAAAAGAAAGCCUGACGGAGUACUUACAGAAUCGAUCUUGGAAGGUAUAUCCAGGGAUAUAAAUGGUGACUUUAUGGGCAAUUUGCAGACUAGGCCAGAAUUUCAUAGCUUAAGGGGUCUGUUUAGUUGGAUGCAGUCCUACUUUGAUGCAUGCUCAGAUUCACUCAAGCCAUGUAUCUUCUAUAUCUCAGUCUUUCCUAAAGGUCACCAGACCAUUAGGCGAAGACGUCUGGUGAGGCGGUGGAUCGCCGAGGGUUACUCCAGGGACACAUUUGGCUCUAGAGACAAAUCAGGCUAUGCAACUGGUACCGCCGAAGAGAACGGAGAAAGAAUGUUUGCUGAACUCGUCGAAUUAAGCAUAGUCCAGCAGCAGCAGACACCAGGCAGCAAGAUAAUGUUCCAAGUCAAUGGUUUCUUCCAUGAAUACAUCAUCUCACAGCCAAUGGAAGACAACCUUGUGUUUGCACUGGAAGGCCGUUGCAGUGUGAACUCGCAACGCGCUGGACAACACCUUACAAUAAGUAGCAGUUGGGACAGAGACAAGAAUGUAUUCCGGAGCAUGGACUUCUCACGGUUAAGGUCUUUGACAGUAUUUGGUGAGUGGAUGUCAUUCUUCAUGUGUAAGGAUAUCAAUAUGGGGCUGCUUCGGGUGCUGGAUCUGGAGGACACGUCAGGUGUAACAAAUGAUGACCUUGAGCAGGUUGGGAUGCUACUACCUCGUCUCAAGUUUUUUUCCAUACGAGGAUGCAAAGAUAUAACUCGUUUACCAAACUCAUUGGGUAAACUGAGACUGCUGGAGACCCUGGAUGUCAGGAACACCUCUAUAGUCAAGCUGCCACCAACUAUAAUCAAAUUACACAAGCUGCAGUACAUUCGUGCAGGGAUGCUAGACACUGCUCAUGAACCAUUGGCUGGGGAAGGGGUCCACCCAGGCCUAUCAGCAGUAGAUGAGGUGGACCAAGGCCUUCCAGCAGCAGAUGAGGAUGACUAUAUGUCAACAUCAUCAGUAGACAGUUCAACAUCAACCGAAGACAACAAUGGCGCCACAACAUCAGCAGCGGGCGCUGAUGGCACAUGCGCAAGCCUACUAGAAACAGUAGCAAUACCACUAGCAGAAGGUGAAGACACAAGCACAACCCAACCAGCAGCAAACAGUGAUGAGACAAGCACAGGCCAACCAGAAGAAGCAGUAGCAGCAGACGGUAAUGGCGCGAGGCAAGGCGAGGCAGUAGCAGGGGGUGAGGAGUGGACACCAGCGCAAUGGAGAAGCAGGGCACGCCACUUGGUAUCAUCCUAUUCCCUCGGCUGGUUGUGGUUGUCCAAGAAGAAGAAGAAUGGAGGCGGUGUUGAGGUUCCUGCUGCAGGUAUGGGGAACCUGACAGCCUUACAUACUCUUGGUGUUGUGAAAAUCAGCGGUAAAGGUGGGAAGGCCAUCCUCGAGGAGGUGAAGAAGCUUACCCAGUUGCGCAAGCUCGGAGUGUCAGGCAUCAACCGCAAAAGCUGGCUUGACUUGUGUUCAACCAUCUCAGAUCUUGGCUAUCUCGAGUCCUUGUCAGUGUGUCUUGACUCUGCAGCAAGUCUAUGUUCUUGUUCAGGUGAGAUUUUCUCCAGCUUACCUAAGACCCUAAAGAGCCUUAAGCUGUACGCUAAUGAUGGGAAAGCACAGCUAUCGCCAGUCUUGACCGAGCAGCUGGUAUCCAAGCUUAGCAAUCUUAAAAAGGUUAAUCUUGAGUUAACAAUAUCAACGCAAGAGGAGAUAGACAGCCUUAUGGAUUACAUAUGUAAGAAUUUAGUUCGCCAUCUUUGUGUGAAACCGAUUCAAGACGGCGAGCUCCGUUAUGGUCGGUGGGAGAAUGGCUGGAGUGGUGGACCAGUCAUAGCCCCAUUCCUCAGGUUUGACUGCGGCAGCUACAAUUUGGCGAUAGUUUUUGGAAACUGGAUACCGCAAUUUGUUGAAGUGCUGGUGUUCCAGUGCUCUUCCGCAGAGUCAAGGUUGAAAGUCUCUGGGCUAGAGAAACUAGAGAAUCUCAAGGAAGUCUGGCUCAAGGGUUCCCACAGCGAUGCUUUCAAGCAACAGUUACAGCAGGAAGUUGCCCAGCAUGGGAACAAACCGAUCCUGAACCUGGAGGGUCAACCACCUUCAUCCUGA
Messenger RNA from Triticum turgidum subsp. durum (durum wheat), 5160 nucleotides. NCBI's taxonomy places the organism in Eukaryota, Viridiplantae, Streptophyta, Magnoliopsida, Poales, Poaceae. The record is from the annotation of a GenBank genome assembly.